Acanthopagrus latus (yellowfin seabream) is the source of this 7736-nucleotide messenger RNA. RefSeq names its product zinc finger, MYND-type containing 11 (gene zmynd11). The record is from RefSeq and is a predicted model, not a curated record. Gene Ontology annotation, biological process: regulation of transcription elongation by RNA polymerase II. Bases 446 to 2476 code for a protein of 676 amino acids. Lineage: Eukaryota; Metazoa; Chordata; Actinopteri; Spariformes; Sparidae. Gene Ontology annotation, molecular function: protein binding; DNA binding; transcription corepressor activity. The transcript has 17 exons.
AGCAUGAAAAAUACAGGGUCCACUACAAAUCUGAACCUUCUCCUAAGAAAUUCUGCAACCUGGUAGAUUUUGUGAAUGAUCUUAAAAUGAUUUUCCUUGACCUUCGGGGAAAUAGGCCACAGUAGAAGUUUGCAUGUUGACAUGUUGGAACGCGGCCCCUUUAAUCCCGGUGUGCGGCUCCCAGGUGCGAGGUGCAGUGAGCCGGAUUCCACCACUAGAGUUCUCCCUCCUCCGCCUCAGCAGCUCGGCUCGGCUCGGCUCCGUGUCCUGUGUUUACCUCCCAGCCCAGCGCUCUGCUGUACUGUGGCCAAAAAGCUGGACACAAAACCACCAUCCGCAGGCUCAACUUAGCCCGAAGAAAUCCGGAUGUAAGCGGCCUUCGCGUUCGAUCCUUCGCGGAUUUCCCUGCAGCGCUGUGUGUUAGCGACACCGUAGCAAAGUUGUGAUGAAUAAGGAAAUCAUGUCACGUGUGGUGAAGAAGAGGCAGGCGGACCCCAAGGUGGUCCAGUAUGUGUGGGCGGCCAUCGAGGUCAUCCGCAACCAGAAACAAAUUGCAAACAUGGACAGGAUCUCCAAGUACCUGAGCCGUGUGUUUGGCAUGCACCCCAAGGAGACUGCCAGGCAGCUGAGUUUGGCUGUGAAGGACGGCCUCGUUGUGGAGACCCUGACUGUUGGCUGCAAGGGCUCCAAGGCCGGCAUCGAGCAGGAGGGAUACUGGCUGCCAGGGGAUGAGAUGGAGCCGAAAGCCGAGGGAAGCAAGGAAAUGUUGCAAAACACUGAGCAGGAGAGCGUUGUGGAGUGGGAGGCGGAGAGCCACGACUGGUACUGCUUCGAGUGUCACCUACCGGGCGAUGUCCUCACAUGUGACAACUGCUUCCGGGUGUAUCACCUCAAAUGUCUGUCGGAGGAGUUCAAGCCCAGAGACGGAGGAUCCCACUGGCAGUGUGUCGUCUGCAGGGGGAGUAAAAAGAAGAACCUGAACAAACAGGAGAUGAGUAAAUACCUGCGCUUCAUCGUCCAGCGUAUGAAGGAGAGGGCAGUGGACCUGAACAAGAAAGGCAAAGACACUAAACAUCCCAUGUACAAACGGCUGAUCCACACUGCGCUGGACGUCACGAACAUCCAGGAGAACCUGUCUGAAGGAAAAUAUAAAACUUUUGAGGAGUUUAAAGCAGACGCUCAGCUGAUUGUCCACAACACGGCCAUCUUGUAUGGAGUUAACAGCGACCAGGCGGAAAUUGCACGACUGCUCUUCAGCGACACGUGCCACGAGUUGAAUGAGUUGUUGUUGUGUAAGAACUGUUUCUACCUGUCGAACGCCCGGCCAGACAACUGGUUCUGUUACCCCUGUAGCCCCAGUCACGACCUGGUGUGGGCCAAGAUGAAAGGAUUUGGAUACUGGCCGGCCAAAGUCCUUCAGAGGGAUGACAACCAGGUGGACGUACGCUUCUUCGGCCACCAGCACCAGAGAGCGUGGAUCCCCGCAGACAACAUCCAGGACAUCAAGGUGAGCGUCCAGCAGCUGCAGGUGAAGCGCAGCAAUGGCUGGAAGAAGGCGUGCGAGGAACUGGAGAUGUACCAGCGCUUCCUGAAGGAAGGCCGCUUCUGGAAAACAAAGAUGGAGGACGCCAACAUGCCACACCAGCAUCUCCAGCAGAACCAGACCCAGACCCAGACCCAGAACCAGAGUCAGAGCCAGAGUCAGAGCCAGCGGCAGCAGCAGGAGGGCAGCGGGAGGACGGAGAGGCUGGAGCGGACGGACGAGGCCGAGUCCAGCAUCUCGUCCACCAGCAACGAGCAGGUCCGACAUCUCAAAGGCAGCAGCCAGGAGCCGAAGGCCAAGAAAAGCCGUCGGUCUCAAAUGGUCGAGCCCAAAGAAGAAGCGAGUGACCCAGAGCCAGAGAUGGAGGCAGUCAGCUCCAGUCAGGAGAUCCCGGUGUCGUCGGCGCCGCAGCAGCCAGAGAAACUGUCGGUGUCCACGCAGACCAAGAAGGCCAACGGAGGGUCGCCACGCACUCUGCACCGCGGCACCCAGACCAACAGCGACGGCGCCUGCCAGAACAUGUGCCACGAGAAGUACACCAAGGUCUUCAACGACGUCAAGGAGAUGAUGAAGGCUGACAACAAGAGGGAGACGGAGCGGGUGGUCCGAGAGGCUCUGGAGAAGCUCCGGGCGGAGAUGGAGGAGGAGAAGCGUCAGGCGGUGAGUAAGGCGGUGGCCGGCGCUCAGGCGGAGAUGGAGAGGAAGUGUAAGCAGGUGAAGGAGAAGUGUAAAGAGGAGCUGGUGGAGGAGGUGAAGAAGCUGGUGGCGCAACACAAACAGCUCAUCUCCCAGACCAAGAAGAAGCAGUGGUGUUAUAACUGUGAGGAGGAGGCCAUGUACCACUGCUGCUGGAACACCUCGUACUGCUCCAUCAAGUGUCAGCAGGAGCACUGGCACGCCGACCACAAACGAACCUGCCGCAGGAAGAGAUGAACAAGCCCCGCCCCCUCCCCCUUCUGACCCCACACAGCACGCCAUUGGCUCUCUCCUCCUGUCAGUCAGUGUCUUCAACAAACACACACACACACACACACACACACACACACACGUCCCUCCUGCUUCUCUUCUUGCCUUCCUGAAAACUUUGUGGACCCGAUGUUUUCUGCGUGAAAAGAGCAAUUUGUUCCCCCCCUUUUUUUUCAUUUUGUUUCCAUUAUUUAAUGUACCCAUUUUACUGAUUUCUCUCUUAUUUUUUGUUUCUUUUUUUCCCUCUGAAUCGUGAACAGAUUGCUCGAGAGCGUGGCUCAGACGCAGAGUUACGGUAUGAUUUUGUGUCGUUACUUUGGAAUUUUUUGUUUUUGUUUUUUUCUUUACUGAAGUGCUUAUUAUGAGCUCGUGUCAGAGAAUGUGUUAUUUAAGUGUUUAGUAACAGAUGAGCAUUAACUGAAUACAUUUUAUUACCUGAAUUUUUAAAAACAAAGAUCACUUUUCUUACUGUAAAUGCGAACACACACACACACACACACACACACACACCCCAUCGAUCUCACAAGAGAAACCAUCCUGUAAGUACCAUCGCAGCGUUGAACGAGCUCUGCUUUCAUAGAGAAAACCUGUUCUAGAAAAAUGACAAAAAACUGCAGAAGAUCUUGAAUAGCGGAUGACAUGGCUCACAGACGUUAAUAUAUUUUGUUCUUUUUCAUUUUAUUUCUUGAAACUAUUGUGGUGGAUAGCACCUUUUAUCAUUUCUACCUAAAAAAAAAUAAAUCUUAAAGUCACUUAUUGGGAACAGGGUCACGAGGUCGGCCUUAAAAGACGCCGGCAAAAUAAAUCUUCCAUGUACUAUUAUUAUUAUUAUUAUUAUUAUUAGAAUUAAUAUUAUUAUGCACAUUUUUGGAGUCUUUUUUUUAAAUAGACUGAAAUUUUUACGAGUCGGAUACUAAAAGGUUGGCACGGUGUGGAGUUUACAUGUUCUCCAGGUGUCUUUUGUGGGUUUCCUCUGAAGACACGCGGGUUAAUUUGCGACUCUUAAAAUUUCCCCAUCGGUGUGAAUGUGAGCGUGGAUGGUUGUUCAGUGUUUCAUUCCCCACACACACACACACACACACACACACACACACACACACACACACAGACAAGCCUGCAAAAGGAGAAGCAGUUAUACAUAAUGGAUGGAUGUGAUGAUGGGGAAAAAAACCUUUUAUAAUAUAAUUGGGGACACGUUUAGCGAUCUUGACGGAGCUGGAUCGUCAGGCCCUGUUCAGACCUUGUGUUAACAUCCGUCCUGAGUGAUCCGAUCACACGUGGACCGCUUUAAACUACAGGUGUGAACGAGGGGAAACUACAAGAACAGGCAGAACAGAUAACGCACCUUGUGUUCGACCAAUCCAACCACUGAACCUGUAACUGCAACGUCACCAUACCCCCUUCAAAUAUUGCAGCAUUUUGAGAGUUGUAGCCUGAGGAGAAGAAUUAACCUUUAAGGAACGAGCUACUACAUACGACAAAAUCUCCGGUGCCUUCUUGUAAAUUCGGCAUGAAAUGCAAAAUAUUAAUCUGUUUGUUACUGUGUAAAAAGUGUCAGUUUGUGGCAGCAGUAAACCGUAAAAUACAGUAAACAGCAACUACAUUUGUGUCACCCAUGGAGAAAGUCCCCAGACUCCCUUUAAAAGUCACUCAAUUUUAUGAGUUGUUGAGUUAGGGGCAGGUUUAUAAAAUUUCUGAAAUGCAACAUAUGACAAAUUCUUAAUUAUUUGGCUUUCCUUGUAAAUUCGGCUUUAAAUGAAAAACAUAAAGUUGUUUGUUUCCUUGUAAAAAGUGUUCGAUUGUCGAAGCAUCGCUGCACGAGCCUCGCUACCUGCCGAUGUGUAGCAGCUGUUUGAACACUGUUUCAACUGAUUUACACUAAAUGUAUGAACGAAGACGACUUUUUAUUGAGAGUUAAACCCGUCAAAUUUAACAAAUACAGUAAACGGAAACUAAAAUCUUUGUCACCUGUGGAGAAAGUCCCCAGACUCCCUUGAAAAAUUGCACAGUUUUGAGACUUGUUGACUGACGAGAAUCUUUUAAAAAUACAUAUGAACAAAUUCUGAAUCUUUGGUGCCUUUUUGUAAAUUCGGCCUUAAAUGCAAUACAUUCAUUUUCUGUCUUCAAGACUAAAUCUUUGUCACUAGGGAGAAAGUACCCAGACUCCCUUUAAAAAUCGCUCAGUUUUGUGAGUUGUUGAGUUUGGUGAAACAUUAUAAACUUUUUGAAACGCCGUCAGUGACAGAAUCUUGAUUAUGUGGGCCUUUUUGUAAAUUCGGCAAAUGUUUUACAUUCUUCCUCCCUUUUGUUUAAAAAAAAAAAACUGCACAUGGGGAAAGUGAAGAACCAAUCACAGUUGAUCAUUCGAUACACAUUGCAUGUUAAAACCACGUCUGAACAGGGUCUUAGAGAGAGGAUCAAUGAUUUGACCGUUUUUUGCACACUUCAGUUUCUUAACGACCCAGAUGCUUGUAAUAUUGCCAAAAAAAAAUUCUGACAUUUUAUUGAACCUACCUGAGAAGAUGUGGUGAGUCCUCCCUCCUCCGCGCUCUCCUACAAGCUGAAAAAAAAAAAAACCGAUUAUUUUUCCGAGCGUCGUCGGUGUCAUUUUUUAUAGUGAUGUACACUCGAAAACUCUUCUUUUUUUAUCCUGAAGUGACUCUUUCACUGCUUAUACUGUAGUUGGUGGUCAGUGCCUGUUUCUCCUUUUUGUUUUCUCAUCCUCUUUAAGGCUACAUGCAUGUUGAUAGUUUCAUAGUUUGUCUUUUUUCAUCAUUACGGUAAAACAAAUAAAAAAUAAAAAAAAAGAAUAAAAAAAGAAGCAGUGACGACGGAUGGACCAAUAUAAAACAUUAUGCAAAUGUGAAAGAUCAAAUUAAUCUUUUCUAUCGUUUUCCCUGCGCUGGAUGUCGAGUGUCGAUGGUGUAUAAAUAUGGUGCUCGGAGAAUCUUUGUUUUUUUUCAAAGGGGCAAUGAAAUUGCCAGAGUUUGAUUUUUGUGACACUUUUAAAGUUUGUUGACUGUUUCCUCAGUUAUGAAGAUUGACUGAACGGAGGAAAAUACUUCAGUUACUCUGUACUUUUUUUUUUUUUUUUACACACAGAUUACCGUUUAUCAGUUUGUGCUUCUGUAAAAAUGUGACAAAUGAAAUACCGUAAAUUCUCUCACAGUGGGCAGCAGGAACUUUACUCACCUCAAGGGUGAACCAGGCUUAUUUUAUCCAACUCGUCCUAUUUUUACAGUAUUUUUGUUGAAGUCCUGCUGCUUUUUUUUGAGCUGUGAAUGAAAACUCAAAACUUCCUUCAUCACUGAAGAGGAUAUGUGUAUGCAAAUCCCACAAUAUAUACAAUAUAUAUACCGUAUUUACCAGGUGUUAACUGAUAUCCAGCGAACAGGAUCUGUGGAAGUCAAAUAAAGACGAAAGUAAAUAUCACGCUAGAAACAAUGCUGCUGACUUUUUCAAGAAAAAUUAAAGUAUGUACAUUUGAAAAAGCUGGAACCAUCAGUUGUUUGUCCGAUGAAAUAUAUAUUUGAAUUGAUCAGUCAUUAUUUUAUUCACACUAAAAACCUGCUUAGUAUUUCUUUGUAUUUUUGGACUUGGGACGUCAUUAAUAGUCGCUUCCUUUGACCAUGGAAUGCUUUUAUUGUGAAAUACGUACAGGAAGUAUUGAGUUUCAGAAACAGCAAGACAAAAGCAAAAGGCUGCUGUCAUUAUUCCAUAUUUUUCAAAGUGUCGGUCCUUCUCCCAAAACUUCCUCGAGCCUCUUGGUUCCUACUGCAGAUCUCAAAUAUAUAAAUUAAAUCAAAUUUCCACAGUUUUUUUCAAACGAACAGGAGGAUUUUGUGCAUCUAUUUGAGACUAUUUUCAGCAGCGGUUUAAAACACAAUUGGAGGAAGAUUUGUGGUUCUUGACACACAGAUAAACUACCUGUUGGUGUGUCUGUGUUUCAGGUAAAUGAGGAAAAAUGCCCCACUAUUAGAGAAUUUACGGUAGCUGUCCUCUCGCUCGUCUCUCUGGAAACUCAUUUAAGUGUAUCACUUUAAGAUGUAACAUGUUGUUGUACAGUUAAGCUCCCGUUUGACCGUCAGUCUGCAGCUCAUCGUUCGUUCUCACUUGUUUUUAAGAGUUGAUUUAUUUUUUCUUUCUCCUGGUUGACGUUCUCUUUGUUUUCUCACCUGCAGGCUUAAAGGUCAAACAUGCCGUCUGUUUCUUUCUCUCUCAUCAUUGCACUACGUGUAAAUAAACUCUGUCGAUAUCUCCUCCCUCAUAUUAUAUGUACAUUGUAAAUGGACUCACGAAGAUUUCAGCAGUUUUUUUGUUUUGUUUUGGGUUUUUUUGUCUGUGUUCACAGCGAUUCUCAACGACUGUUAGUUCUAGUUUUGUACAAUGUACAACCGUUAUCAUAUCAGCUCUGGUUUCUGUUGUUUUCCCCCCCGACACUCUGAGCUUUGUGACAUCUUCAGUACGUUUGUGUUUUUAAUUGUUUUGAAACGACGCCGCACUUUUCCAUGUACCCGGAAAUACUUCAGUGUGUUUUUGACGUCACGUUGAAAACAAAUAAAAUUGCAUGUUGGCCCUAAAAUUAAAAUUAAGUCUUGCGUGUUGAAGGCGACACGUGUGUGAGCUCCUCACUGAUUUUAUAUUCGUCCAUCCAACCGUUCAGAUUUCAGCGUGAAAAGUUUUUUUCUUUUUCAUUUUCUCCUUCAAACGUUUUUUGACGUCAUUCCGGUUUGUCUGUUUUUUUGUUUUUUGUUUUUUAACUGCAUGAGUAAAAAAAAAAAAGGUGUGUGUUUAUCUACGGCUCAUUUUUCUCAUUUCAUUUUCAUUUUCUCCUCAUGUAAGAAAAGACAUGGUUGCACUCCCUCGGAGCAACAACGCAAAGUGACAAUGAUGUUUUAUUUUUUAAUUUCUGGAACUUCAGUUGAGCUGAAUCGCAUCUUUUUUUUUGUUUUUUGAAGUUGUUUUUAGCUCGAAAAUCAGAUUGUCGCCCCGACUUUCCACUGCUCUUUUCCCAGAGUGUUUGGAAUAAAACCAGAGUAAAGUUCCUUCGUUCUCACCUCCUGUAGUUCAUCUUCUGUUCUGUCCAUAUGUAAACUAUUAAUUGUGGCUUAACAUUUUCUAUGCUCCUGAUGUUCUCUCUUUUUUUUUUUUUGAUGCUUUAGCUAGCAAUAUGUAUAUAAAUAUAUUCUAUGUGCUAACAUGGAGGAAAUAAAUGUAUCAACAAGUU